AUGGAUGAUGAUGGUGACAUUGAUAUUUUUUUCUCCAAUUGGAACAACAAGAAUCGAACUGAUCGCCUUUUUAUUGUCUCUUGCCUUAUCGCUGCUCUAAUUGGAAUUUUGACUAUAGCCUACAUGUGGAUUGCCAUAGUAGCGUGUCCAAUGAAACAGUAUGAGCAACUGUUAGGAGUUAAAAUUUUUACAAGUAUAGCCGUACGGCUAUACGCGGCUAUACUAUUUAAAUGCAAUAUUAGGAGUCAGAGCGACAAGUCCAAGCAUGGAAAUGAACCCUCUGUUGACACGGGAAAUAGUGGUAGUACUGGGGGUAUGUCCACAGAAAGCACAGCUGAUACUCAUCAAGCUGUUAAUCUCUGA
This is a messenger RNA of Prunus armeniaca (apricot), 363 nucleotides long. The record is from the annotation of a GenBank genome assembly. Lineage: Eukaryota; Viridiplantae; Streptophyta; Magnoliopsida; Rosales; Rosaceae.